Molecule: messenger RNA, 2003 nt
Organism: Odobenus rosmarus divergens (Pacific walrus)
Lineage: Eukaryota; Metazoa; Chordata; Mammalia; Carnivora; Odobenidae
Gene: LMNB2
Product: lamin B2
Exons: 12
Coding region: 1-1899 (632 amino acids)
Source: RefSeq, a predicted model, not a curated record
AUGAGCCCGCCGCGCCGCGGCCGCCGUCCCGAGCCGCGCGGGCCCCGAGCCGCUGUCGCCGCCGCCGCCACCACCGCCGCCGCCAUGGCCACGCCGCUGCCCAGCCGCGCAGGCGGGCCCGCCACGCCGCUGUCGCCCACGCGCCUGUCGCGGCUGCAGGAGAAGGAGGAGCUGCGCGAGCUCAAUGACCGCCUGGCGCACUACAUCGACCGUGUCCGCGCGCUCGAGCUCGAGAACGACCGGCUCCUGCUCAAGAUCUCCGAGAGGGAGGAGGUGACCACGCGCGAGGUGAGCGGCAUCAAGACGCUGUAUGAGUCGGAGCUGGCCGACGCCCGCAGGGUGCUGGACGAGACUGCGCGGGAGCGGGCGCGGCUGCAGAUCGAGCUGGGGAAACUGAAGGCUGAGCUGGAGGAGGCGAACAAGAGCUCCAAGAAGAGGGAGGGUGAGCUCACGGUGGCCCAGGGCCGCGUGAAGGAUCUGGAGUCGCUGUUCCACCGGAGCGAGGCAGAGCUGGCCGCCGCCCUCAGCGACAAGCGCGGCCUGGAGAGCGACGUGGCCGAGCUGCGGGCCCAGCUGGCUAAGGCAGAGGACGGUCACGCGGUGGCCAAAAAGCAGCUGGAGAAGGAGACGCUGAUGCGCGUAGAUCUGGAGAACCGCUGCCAGAGCCUGCAGGAGGAGCUCGACUUCCGGAAGAACGUCUUUGAGGAGGAGGUGCGGGAGACGCGGCGGCGGCACGAGCGCCGCCUGGUGGAGGUGGACAGCAGCCGGCAGCAGGAGUACGACUUCAGGAUGGCGCAGGCGCUGGAGGAGCUGCGCGGCCAGCACGACGAGCAAGUGCGGCUGUACAAACUGGAGCUGGAGCAGACCUACCAGGCCAAGCUGGACAGCGCCAAGCUGAGCUCUGACCAGAACGAUAAGGCCGCCAGUGCCGCCCGGGAGGAGCUGAAGGAAGCCCGCAUGCGGGUCGAGUCCCUCAGCUACCAGCUCUCCGGCCUCCAGAAGCAGGCCAGUGCCGCAGAGGACCGGAUUCGCGAGCUGGAGGAGACCAUGGCUGGGGAGCGGGACAAGUUCCGCAAGAUGCUGGACGCCAAGGAGCAGGAGAUGACCGAGAUGCGGGACGUGAUGCAGCAGCAGCUGGCCGAGUACCAGGAGCUGCUCGAUGUCAAGCUGGCCCUGGACAUGGAGAUCAGCGCCUACCGCAAGCUCCUGGAGGGCGAGGAGGAGAGGCUGAAGCUGACCCCCAGUCCGGCGUCGCGCGUCACCGUCUCGCGGGCCACGUCGAGCAGCAGCAGUGGCGGCGUGUCCACGGCCGGGCGCCCGGGCCGCAGCAAGCGCAAGCGGCCGGAGGCGGAGGAGUCGCCGGGCCCGGGCUCGAGCGGCAUUGGCUCCGGCAGCAGCAGCAGCGGCAGCACCAGCUUCCAUCUGAUGCAGCGGGCCUCGGCCUCGGGCGGCAUCGGCAUCGAGGACAUCGACCUGGAGGGCAGGUUUGUGCAGCUGAAGAACAGCUCGGACAAGGACCAGUCCUUGGGGAACUGGCGAAUCAAGAGGCAGGUCAUGGAAGGGGAGGAGAUUGCCUACAAGUUCACGCCCAAGUACGUGCUGCGCGCCGGCCAGACUGUCACGGUGUGGGCUGCUGGUGCGGGAGUGGCCCACAGCCCCCCCUCGACACUCGUGUGGAAGAACCAGAACAGCUGGGGCGUGGGCGAGAGCUUCCGGACCGUCUUGGUCAACGCCGACGGGGAGGAAGUGGCCAUGAGAACCGUGAAGCAGUCCUCGGUGGUGCGGGAGACGGAGAACGGGGAGGAGGGAGAGGAGGAGGCAGCAGAGUUUGGCGAGGAGGAUCUUUUCCAUCAACAGGGGGACCCAAGGACCACCUCGAGAGGCUGCCGCGUGAUGUGAACGGAACACGCCUCAUCAACUGUCUUUACCCAGAGCCACCGAAAACUAUUUUUAUAUCAUUGGCUGUCUUUAGUCCUUGAUACAUUUCUAGAGAAUUUUUAAGC